This is a messenger RNA of Penicillium brevicompactum, 1014 nucleotides long. RefSeq lists its product as uncharacterized. The record is from RefSeq and is a predicted model, not a curated record. The transcript is spliced from 3 exons. Bases 1 to 1014 code for a protein of 337 amino acids. NCBI's taxonomy places the organism in Eukaryota, Fungi, Ascomycota, Eurotiomycetes, Eurotiales, Aspergillaceae.
AUGCUAGGCACUAUCUCGACACAACUAACAACAUCUCCCGAACGUGGAAACAUGAUCCAUAUCGGAGGCCAUCAUCUCAUUGACUCUCUUCUGGACGGGGGUUUCGAGUUCCCAACUCUAGUCCCUCAACGGUUGGAGACUACGAUCGCGCCGGCUCAAAGCGACGUGGGAAUCGAAAUGGAUACCUCACCAGUAAUCGAGCAUUCGACCGACUCGGCUGAAACCUUCCACAGCCUUAGCUCGGAAGCUGAGGCUGAGAGCUUGGUUCGCGCGAACCAAGAGGAGUCGCCGGCCCCCGUGCCCUCACCUCAUCCUCAUGGUAUCAGAUGGAUGCCCCGCCUCUCCGAAUUUCUCGAUGACAUCAAAUGUCUCCCGAUUGGCGAAGCACGCCUCUUGGAGACGGGAAAGACAAAAUUCUGCAACCUCCCCGUUAUCCGCAUCGGGCUCCGAUACAUCCCUGAUGGCGACGAUCCAGAACUCCGUACGGUUACGGUCACCCGCCUGCCAGUUCCCACGAGCCUUAGUGAGGUCCUUCGCUCCGUCCGCGGUGGAGACGUGCUCAACGCCACGAUGUGCGAUACCGUGGCUAUCAUUGGUUCCCAGACUGCCCUGCUGACUUUCACAACAUCCAUGGGGGCAGCUGGGUUUGUCCAAACUGCACGGAGCGAAGGGUUCUAUGUUGGAUUCCACAAGGCCCAUGUCGAACUGGUCACGCUACCCACAUAUCCGAUGCGUCGAAUUUUGCAAGAUCGGAUCAUCAAUCGCGGGCGUACCCGAGCCUUGACCGCCACCAGUGCCAACGGACCCACCAAAGACAUCAUUUACGGGGUUCUGUCUUCUUCCCUGGUUGCCAACCAUAUCGAGGGCUUCAAGGAUCACCGAAGCCAGAAUGAAGUGACCAUCCUCUUCUAUUCAAUCGACAUGGCCAUGCGAGCGUUCAAACUUCUUUGUGAAUGUCCCAGAAUCACAAAGAUCUGGUUCGGAAGUGAUCCCUGUGGCAGGACCUACCAAUAG